ACCUCAAUCCCCCUUACCAGACAAAGCCGUCAACGUCAAUAGAAAAAAACCUGAAAAAAAAUGUGAAUUCCUGGGUUUCGUGUUGCCUUUGAUGUUUUUCCCAGACGUGCAAAACCUCGAAGAUACUUAUCCUCGACAUUCACGCAUCCCCAAUUCGAAAUGAGUGGGAGAAUGGAGAGAAGGGUUGUGCGCAGAAUUGUCAGAGUAAUGGGACAUGAGAGAAUAUCUCUUGAGUUUGUGCCAUUGCGCACUGGUAUUUUAUUAUCACAAUUUCUGUGGUAUUUCCAUGGGGUUACAAACACAAUCGAUAUUCCUGCGUGUUGGUAUUUUUCAAGGGAAAAACACGGCAGUACGCGAGUGACAUCCAAACAGUGAACACCUGUCGUGUUUUAUUUCAUUUAUUUUCUCUAAAUAGACUCGCCCUGGGGUGUUUGAACUGUUUAAGAUGAUCAUUAAUAUUGUCCAGGGAUAGCUUUUCAUUUUUAUAGAAAAAUUUUUUGCGUCUAAUGGUUUCAAUUUCACGAAAAUCGAGGGAAAUAGAUAGUUGGACUCGUCCAGAUCAUCUGAUUGCUCUCCUACCAGUUCUCCAGGCAAUGUGCAACGUUAAAAAAAUAAUUUCAGUCGUAAACAUCAUAACCGAAGGGUUUUUUUGUGUUAACGAAGAGUUUAGAAAUGUCUUACAAUGAUGGCGGUCGUUCGGUACGUAAAUCAAGCUCGAAAACGCCGAAAAAUUUACGAGUGACUUCUAGUGAUAACGGGAGUAGGGCCAUCACCACGAUAAACACGUACAAUGGACAGAGAAAUAUUGUCGAGGGCCGUCAUCCCUCUGUACACAAGAGAAAUCUCUACGUCGUUUCGUUUCCACUUAUUCUUCUGUUCAAUGUUCUGAGGACACUUUUGUACCAGUUGUUCAUUGUUUUCAAGUAUAUUUAUGCCUCGACGAGUCAUCUGAUUCAGAGGAGGCACGCAGCUGCUGCUGCCAGGGGUCAGUGUCAUCUAGAGAUUGUUGUUGGAAGUGAGAGAGGACUUAAGGAGGAAAUAUUAGUUGUGGAUAAAGAGGAGAUGGCUAAUUUACCAAGGAGAUCAGGACCUGGACCUGCUGAUCCUCUUCUUGCUAAACAGAAACAUCAUCACAGGCGGGCUUUUGAAUUUAUCAGCAAAGCAUUGAAGAUUGAUGAGGAGAAUGAAGGGCACAAAGAGAUGGCCAUAGAACUGUACAAAAAAGGAAUUGGUGAAUUGGAGAAGGGAGUUGCAGUCGAGUGUUAUGGAGGUCGUGGUGAAGUAUACGAACGUGCUCAGAGGCUGAAUGAAAAAAUGAGAGCAAAUCUAGUAAUGGCCAAAGACAGACUCGACUUUUUGGCAAGUGUUUGUGCACUGAAAAAACUGGAUGUUAAUGAUGAGACACAUGGAAGGGAAGAUACUCCUCAUGAAACGUCUAGUUAUCAUGGGAUUAAUAAUUCAAGGCUGAGAAAAAAUAUUAAAAAUCAUUCACGUACUGUCAAUCCAUUGAUUGACGCUAAUAACAGUAGGGAAAGUAAUAAAAUACAUACGACACACAGUACACAGACACAUGUGAGACUGAUGGAGAGGCCUGGAAAAAUAAUAUCACGUCCCUCUGAAGCCUUAGGCCGAAAGCUAGUCCCAAGCAAGCGUCACGCAGGGUCAACAAUAACCAAAAGCCAAACGCUACCCCGAAGUAUGGGUAGAUCCCCAACAGCCCUUCCAUGCCAUAGAACAGCGGCAUUAAAACCCAGUUCAACCCCACCAUCCAUCCGUCGUCAGCUUUCAAUUCCUGGAUCUUCCUCACCAAUUCGUCGUCCAGGCACACCAGGGAGUUCAAAUACAUCGGCCAGAGGGACUCCACGAAAGGUACCUCUCCUAAAAGGAGUGGAUCCUAAAUUGGCACAAGUGAUUCUCGAUGAAAUUCUAGAGGGAAGUGCAGCUGUACAGUGGGAGGACAUAGCAGGCCAAGAAGUUGCUAAGCAAGCACUUCAGGAAAUGGUGAUUCUACCGUCAUUGAGACCAGAGCUGUUCACAGGCCUGCGAACUCCUGCCCGAGGAUUGCUCCUGUUCGGUCCACCUGGAAAUGGAAAGACCCUACUAGCUAGGGCUGUGGCAACGCAGUGCAACGCCACCUUCUUCAGCAUAUCAGCUGCAAGUUUAACUUCCAAAUACGUCGGGGAGGGGGAGAAGCUUGUGCGGGCGCUCUUCGCCAUCGCCAGGGAGCUCCAGCCCUCCGUCAUCUUCAUCGACGAAGUCGACUCGUUAUUGAGUGAACGGAGAGACAACGAACAUGAGGCCUCCAGGAGACUCAAGACCGAAUUUCUGGUUGAAUUUGAUGGGCUUCCUUGCAGCCCAGAUGAGAGGGUCCUAGUGAUGGCUGCCACCAAUCGACCGCAGGAGCUCGAUGAAGCAGCUCUGAGGAGGUUCAGCAAGAGGGUUUACGUAACUCUGCCUGAUUUAGACACCAGAGUGAUCCUCAUGAAACGUCUACUGGGGAAACACAACGAUCCACUCAGUGAAGAAGAACUUCAGGAGGUGGCUGUGCUCACUGAAGGGUACUCGGGCAGUGAUCUUACUGGUCUAGCCAAAGACGCUGCCCUUGGACCCAUUCGAGAACUUAAUCCUGAACAGGUUAAGGCUCUUGAUCUCAAUCUCGUGAGGAAUAUCACUAUGAAGGACUUUUUGGACUCGUUGAAGAGAAUCAGGAGGUCUGUUUCACCUGCGAGUCUCGCUGGGUAUGAAAAGUGGAGUCUCGAAUAUGGAGACGUUAGUCUCUGAUUUAUGAAGGGCCCGUUCAAGGGCCGACGUAAUUCUUGAGACAAGUGGGUGGUAAAUUCAGUGAAUCAUUGGCAUUUUUCCAUGAGUAAAUGGUCUUCUGUUAUGACUCAUUUUUAAUGAUUGGUUGCAGAAUCGUCACAAAUUCGUUUUUAAUAUUUAUGUCGAGGGUAUUGAUGGAUUUAUGAUUAUUUGAUGGGGCUAUUAGUUGGGCGUCUUGAGAUUAAGUUUGAUUUGGCUCUUAUGACAACGAACGAAUGACUGACGUUUAUGAAAUUAUUUAUUAGGGUUCUUCUAUUUAUUUAGUCGUUAGUUUCGAGGAUUUUCGUUCGCAAAGGAUCGAUUGGGGUGUAUUAAAUUGUCAUUAGUUUCGUUAAUUAUCCGGUGAAUUUGUUCAGUUGGAAUUUUUUCUGCAUGCAGGCAUGUAGGGCGCCCUCCCCCUCCUCAUUCGCACGAUAGCGGAGGAAAUUUAUCAUUUGUAAUUGAGUGGAGUAAGGGGAUGUCUCCUUAAUCAACUUUGUUACAGACAAUCUUUGAAUAUAAAUAAUGAUACUGUAAUUGUACGUCAGCAUUCGAAUUCAAUUAGUCAAGUGAUACUUGAUAAAUUGUGAAUGUGAUAUUUUAAACGAAUAAUGUAACUCUAUUAUUCCAAUUAGUAGUCGCUAUUAUUGCUAUGCAACAUAAAAAUGAGUACAAAAUGCAAGGCUGUAACAUAAAAAAUGUUGAAGUUUUGGUUUGGAAAUUUUUGUUAAUUCGAUGCUUCGUGUUUUGAUUGUUGAUAUAAUGGAGUCAAGACUUCUUCGAAUUAUCCAAGAUUAUUAUCAUGUAUAUAAGGAUAUUUCCAUUUUAUUUUCGCCGAAUAUAAAUCGCCUUGAGAUAGAACAAAAUGACACUAUCCAUUAUAAAACGCUCAAAUUUGUAUUUUCGAGGGCUAAUUGUCAGUUGACGAGUUCAAUCCACGUCCAUGAAAUUGAAAUAAUGAAAAUGAUGGAAAUGAUCGGUGAAGAAUAAUCGCCUUUUACGAUGGAUUAUCAAUAAAAAUUCAGCCUUGAUCUUGUUAUUUUGCUACUUUUAUAACAGCAAAUAAAUAAGUACAAUAAGGAACAUUGAUAUGAUGACGAUUACUCGAUGCUGUGGGCAUCCAUUUUAAUUGUUCGACAUUUGACCCAAUUGCCGAAUUAAACAGCUAAUGAGAUUCAUUGAAAUAGUUUGUUUAGUUGUCGAUAUCAGAGUCACUUCCACAAGGCAUCAGUUAAUCAGUAGAAAUUGUAAUAGUCUAGUCGCUGGUGCUCCACGAGAAUACAGUUAUAAUGAAUUAGCCAUGUACAUUGCCAGAUAUAGUAAAUCAUCGCAUUUUCUUUAGUUGUGAACUGAUGAUUAAUAAAUAAUUGUGUGAUUGAUAAUUAAUGUUUAUGCUUUUUAUGAAAAAAAAAAAUGAUGAGUGCACCUCUAUAAGUAAAAAAUGAAGAGAAUUGAAAGAAAAUGCCAUGUGUACUUUUAACAUUUAUCCCUUUUCCAAGUUUCAUGAAUAAGUCCAUUUUUAUUUACCACUUUUUCGUUUUUUAAUACAUUUUCUUAAGCUCAGGAGUUGUAACUAAUUAAGAAUCGCGUGAUUGAUAAUUAAUCUAUGAAUUUUUGGGGAGAAAUGUGCGUUUCACUGGGUGAAACAUCAGGUGAAUUGAAUAAAAACGCCAGAUGUAUUUUAAAUA
Molecule: messenger RNA, 4487 nt
Organism: Diachasmimorpha longicaudata
Lineage: Eukaryota; Metazoa; Arthropoda; Insecta; Hymenoptera; Braconidae
Gene: spas
Product: spastin
Exons: 4
Coding region: 673-2781 (702 amino acids)
Cellular component (GO): microtubule cytoskeleton
Molecular function (GO): microtubule severing ATPase activity; ATP binding; ATP hydrolysis activity
Source: RefSeq, a predicted model, not a curated record